Alosa alosa (allis shad) is the source of this 1702-nucleotide messenger RNA. RefSeq names its product E3 ubiquitin-protein ligase TRIM35-like. NCBI's taxonomy places the organism in Eukaryota, Metazoa, Chordata, Actinopteri, Clupeiformes, Clupeidae. Gene Ontology annotation, molecular function: zinc ion binding; ubiquitin-protein transferase activity; protein binding. The coding region runs from base 144 to 1553 and encodes 469 amino acids. Gene Ontology annotation, biological process: protein ubiquitination. The transcript is spliced from 6 exons. The record is from RefSeq and is a predicted model, not a curated record.
GAGAAAAAAAAAACAAAAGACAUCCUCUGUUAGACAAUGGUAGUAAAUUCAGCGGAGAGACAGGCAGCUACACGCAGUCAGCUGCUCCACAACCCCUGAAGUAAGCGUGUGCGUUGAAAGUGGUCAGGAAGAGGACCGGUGGAAUGUCAUCUGGGCUGUCCUUACCAGAGGAGGACCUCUCCUGCCCUGUGUGCUGUGACAUCUUCAGAGACCCCGUCCUUCUCCCGUGCAGCCACAGCUUCUGCCGGGAGUGUUUGCAGCGCUACUGGGAGACUUCGGGGGCUCGUAGCUGCCCGGUGUGCCGGAGACGGUCGUCCCGACGCAACCCCCCUGCCAACCUGGCCCUCAGGAACCUGUGCGAGGCCUUCGCACAGGACAGGGUGCGGAGGGAGGCCACCGAGGCCGGCCAGCUUUGCCCGCAGCAUGGGGAGAGGCUCAAGCUGUUCUGCCAGGAGGACCAGCUGCCCAUCUGUGUCGUGUGCCAGGCGUCCAAAACACACAAGGGCCAUGAGUGCCUGCCACUGGAAGAAGCUGCCGUCGACUGCAGGGCUGAGCUGAAGGCUGCUCUCAAAACCCUGCAGGACCAGCUAGCUGCCCUUAAUAAACAGCGAUCCAACGUAGACAUGACCCUUGAGCACAUUGAGCUUCAGGCCCAGUCAAUAAGUAAGCGGAUCAAAGACAAGUUUUUGAAACUACACCAGUUUCUGUUUGAGGAGGAGAAAGCCGCCCUGUCCAGUCUGAGAAAGGAAGAGGAGGCCAGGCUCCACACGAUUAAGGAGAAGGCUGUGUCCACCGCUGAGACGAUAGACUCCUUCUCAGAGACCAUCAGGAGCCUUCAGCAGGAGGUGGCGGCUAAUGACUUGACUGUGUUGCAAAGAUUUAAAACAGCUAUGAAGAGAGUCCAGUGCUCCGAGCCAGAGACGGAGUUGGCCUCAGGAUUGUUGAUGGAUGAAGCCAAACACCUGGGGAACCUGAAGUUCAGGGUCUGGGAGAAGAUGAGGAGUGUUGCUCCACACUUUCCUGUGAUCUUGGACCCAAACACAGCCCACCCCUGUCUCAGUCUCUCAGAUGACCUCACUGCCCUGCAGCACAGGAGUCCCGCGCCGCGUCUCCCUAGCAACCCGGAGCGCUUCCACAUGAGCGCGGAGGCAUUGUGCUCCACGGGCUUCUGCGCCGGGACGCACUCCUGGGUGGUGGACAGCACCGGCAACCAAGACUGGAUCCUGGGCCUGGCCUACCGGUCGGUGCAGCGCAGCGCCGAGAUCUCGGCCCGACCUGAGAACGGCUUUUGGACACUGUGUCUGCGAGACGGCGUGUACCGGGCAAUGACGUCACCGCCGACUGUUCUGACGCUGAGCGGGAAGCCCAGGCAGAUUAAAGUUGAGCUCGACUGGGAGGGAGGGGAGCUGUCUUUCACAGACUCAGAGGAGGGCGUCACCCUGUACAUGUUCACGCAGACUUUUGAGGAGACUGUCUUGCCAUAUUUCUACACACAAAGUAAACACCCUCUGAGGAUUUUACCAGAACCAGCAAGUGUUACCAGAGGAGUUUAGAAUGUGGAAACCAGGCCGUUUCUCUGACAGUUUUAGAUAAAGUCGUAUUCAUAUUAAUGUAUAUCAUAUAUGUUUGUGUUUGACAAUGGUCUAUGCAUUUCUUGUCAAACAAACAUUGAACAAGGGAAUAAACUCAUUGCAUCAUUGUC